AUGAAAGAGCUGUGCUCUCUUGAUACUAGUCUAAGGGACAUCAUACUGGCUGUUCCGAUGGAGGAUUACCAAUCUGCAUGCUCAAUAACAGAGUCUUCAGGUCUACAACGCAGCAGGGGCCGUAACCCUAUACAGCUUUUGGUUUUGAAGGGAGAUAUUACUAAAGAACAGGCGGAUGUCAUUGUGAACACCACAAGCAAAUGCUUGGAUCUUUCCAGUGGUACUGUUUCUAAUUCAUUGUCUCAAAGGGCAGGGCCAAAGUUACAAAAGGAAUGCAGGAAAAAAUAUGCGAAUGGCAUCAAGUUUGGUGAAUUAGCAGUCACUGAUGGGCACCAGCUCCUUUGCAGAAAAGUGUUCCAUGGAGCAUUUGAUGUUUGGCCCUCACUUGAUAAGAACCAAACAAAGAAAACAGAGAUGGUAGGGAAGUUCGUGACAAAAUGCCUGGAGCGAGCUAAUGAAUUAGGCAUGAAUUCUAUAUCAUUUCCUGCCAUUGGGACCGGUAACUUAAAUUACCCUUCAUCUGUGGUGGCCAAGGAGAUGCUCCAAAAAAUUAAAUGCUUCAUGGUGGAGUCUAACCCAAGUCAUUUGAAGAAAAUCAGCAUUGUCGUCUAUCCAAGGGACACACAGACCUUUGCAAAUUUCACAGAAGAAGAAAAGUCAAUUAUGGUUGGUGAAUCUUCUGUUGACCCUUGGCCAAAGACUCAGCCAGUCAACAUCAGAGAACAAACUACACCUCAGCAUAGAGUGUACUUUAGAGUUACAUGCAGUGCUGCCGAUAAGAUGAUUCUGGUUUCAAAAAUUGAUAAUAUUCUGAGAGAUGAUGUACGUAAACCUGACCACGACAAAGUGGAUAAUGGCACUGGAGAUCUGGAACCUGUCCAGAAAACUAGACCUGAAACCAGAAGGUCUGGACGUGGUGAGAUUUCUCUUCAAGAUGAGCAAGAAGACAUUGCUGAAGCUAUGGAUAUGACACUGAAGGCUAGCAGAAGUGAUUCAGGAGUCACACAUUAUAUAAAGCCGACCUCAGUGAUGGAAAGUUGUGUUGUCAUCCAAUCGCAACACACUAGGACCGAUGUGAGGAAUUGGCUUGAACGUGACUUAGGGGUUAGACCAUUUGGAAUAGCAUGGCCAUAUAGAAACAAAGUCAAUGAAGUGCUUGUCACCUGUAAAAGUAAAACAGAUGCGGAAAAAGUCCUGAGAGAAAAGAAUGCUGAUUUCCAGACAGCAACUAUGGAACAACAGGGUUUAUUCAACGUUCAUGCAUUUAUGGACCCCAAAUUUUUACCCUACAAAUGUGAGAUACAAGAGAACAGUGGAGCCACAGUGGAAGUAGAUAUGUCUGGUAUGUGUCAGCUGGUUGGAAAUUUCCCUCAGAUUGAAGCUGCCAAUGAGUUUAUCAACUCCAUGGACAUGAGACAAAAGAAAGGUUCUGUAAAAAUCAACCUCCCUUCAGAAGAGGGUUAUGUUGAUGGAAUCAACGUGGAUGUUUACAAUGCAUUCUCAGUUUUCUUGCAGACAAAUCCAAGUUACAAACAUUACCAGAAGGGUUUGAAGAGUAUGCGUUACUCUGAAGUUGACACAACAUUAUAUUUCUCUGGAAGCAAAGAGUUUUGCUUGGAUUUCAAAAAGAAACUUACCCAAAUGAAAUGUGAUACAGUCUGUGUCCAAAUUGAUGUGGAGGGCCGACAUUUCAAAAUGGGAAGUGUGAAGGAGAUCCUCAGAACUCUUUCAGAUAGUCAGUAUGAUGUAUAUAUCAGCAUACCACAGGAAGAGACCAUGAAAGUGAUCAAUCUUAUUGGGCUUGAUCGGAACAAGGUUCAGACAAUGAAAUACAAGGUCUUGGAGUCCAUAGGCAUGGCAAACAGUAGACGAACCAGGAAUUUUGAUUGUGGGUUUUCAUCUUUCCGCACAAAAGAACCCAUACUAGUACUACCACCCCCACCAAGUGCCAGGCUUUAUCAUUUAGGGGACAAUAUGGAGGUUCUGGUAUACAGUGGAGACAUCCUGGGUCUGAAAGUUGAUGGUAUCGUGAACGCUGCAAAUGAGCAUUUGGAUCAUGGUGGAGGAGUUGCAAACGCAAUAUCCAACGCUGCAAACAUUCAGCGUGAAUCGACAGAAUAUGUACGAAAAAAUGGGAAAGUUAAAGUAGGAACAUCUUGUCACACCUCAGCAGGUAACCUGAAACAUUACAAGUAUAUCAUUCAUGCUGUGGGACCACACUGGGAUUCAAAAAAGCAGUCUGAAUGUGAACAAAAACUCCAGGAUGCUGUAAUGUCAAGUAUACUGGAAGCUGAUGUCUUGGAGUUAGAAUCCGUUGCGAUCCCAGCUAUCAGUGCAGGAAUAUUUUCGAUGCCACCUGCAUUAUGUGUGGUGCAAUAUCGCUUGGGGUUGAAAAGGGCCUGGUCAAAAUUACAACAGAAAACUCAACAUUUUGUGAAAGAAGUUCACUUUGUUGAUAAGAAUGCUGUGAUUGUGCAAGAAAUUGAGAAUGAAUUUGAUAGUUUACUUGAAAGUGCAAACCUCAAUCCUCAGCAAUUGACUGGCCAUCAACCAAACCUACCUACACGGCAAAUCAGUGGACAUAAUGUUCCUUCAACACCUUUUAUAGAUGAAGGAAAUGAUGACUUUACCACAAAGGGAGCAAGACCAAAGGCCAAACCUUUAUACCCUUAUAGGGAAUUCAGCAACAGGCGUGGUAUAGAUGAGGAAACAUUCCAUUUAACAUCUGAAACAAGAGUACAUGUGUAUACAUGCGACAUAUUGGCAACAAGGGUUGAUGCAAUUGUUUGUGGUCAAGACAAACAAUUACACAGCAAUAGCAGAAUAGCUACACGAAUCAAGGAAGGAGAGCUUUCUGGAGUAAAGUUUUCCAUGGAAAUGAGUAAAAUUAAAAAGAAUUACAAGAAGAAAUAUGGAGAAAUGUUUCAUGUACCAAUCACUGGUUUUGAUGCUGGUAUUCUGCUUAUGGUGAUUUGUCCCAGUUUGUCUACUGAUUCACUUAGCAAAUGCAAGAAAGAAAUCCAUUCAUGUGCACUGAACGUAUUUACGAAAGCAACUGAACUGGGCCUGCGCUCGAUCGCCCUUCCUGUGCUUGGAACAGGAAGUGACAUCAACAAGGCUAGAAAUAUUGCCAAAGUUAUUAUGGAGUCCAUUUUGAAGUUUGCCCAGACUUCACAACCAACCAACAGUCUUAAAGAUAUACACUUUGUGAAUCAUGAUCCAAACGUCACAAAAGCUAUAGUAGAAAUGUUUGAGGGUCAUGUGAAAGCUGGGAAAGCAUGCAUCCAAACCUCAUUUAAGCCCAAAGUUUUCCCAGGCAGUGCUCAACGUCUAGUCCAGUCAUUACAUCAGUUGAAACAGGACUGUUUGGAUGAUUAUCACCGAUCUGCAUGGAAAUCAGAUGACCACCAUCAAUUUGAGCGGACACCAAGCUUUGUUCACCAGAAUGAGCAGCAAACACACUUGGAAGAGAGUGACAUGUUCAAGAUGACUGAUGACAAAAGUCAGUCUGACGCGGAUAUAAUCAAAGAGAAACCAAGGAUAUAUGAAGAUUGUGUGAUAUGCAUGGACACUGUCACAAGUGACAAUGUGAAAACUCUUCCAAAAUGUAACCAUUCUUUUCACCCAGAGUGUAUUGAUGCCCAAUUUACACAUAAACCAGUCUGUCCUACUUGUGGUGCCAUAUAUGGGGUCAUUAUUGGAAAUCAACCUCGCAAUGGGAAAAUGAACACGGAGGUUAGAAAAGGCUCUUUGCCUGGGUUUGAAGGUGACAAGCAAUUUAUUUACAUCUUAUACAGCUUUCCUGAUGGUAUACAAGAGAAUGACCACCCAAAUCCAGGCGUUCGUUAUAAAGGUACUAGCAGGGGAGCUUACCUUCCUGACAACCCUAAAGGAAGAGCAGUGCUUGCGAUGUUGAAAAUCGCCUUCAAGAGACGACUGACCUUCACGAUAGGGCACUCAAGGACAACUGGGGAAGAAAAUGUAGUCACAUGGAAUGACAUCCAUCACAAAACAAAUAAAACCGGUGGCCAACAACAAUAUGGCUACCCAGAUCCAGAGUACCUUGAACGGGUGUCAGAAGAGUUAGCUGUGAAAGGCGUGACAGAAGCAGACAUACAAAAGGAACAGUAAGCAAGGACAAUGUGAUAUCAACUUUAUUUAUUUUGUAAUAAUUGCAAAACAAACUUAUAGCUUAUAUUAAUCACUGUUGGCCUGAAUGGAAGCAUAUGAGGAAUCUUAUUGUGAGAGGGAAGCAGAGUAUCUGUGGAAAACGCUUCACAAGUGCCACCAGUGGGAUUAAGCUGAUACAUACAUACUGUACCUAAAAUGGGGAUGAUCUUGACAAAGUGUGGUUAUUUUUGGAGACAGCCAGAAAACUUACUUUAAACUACCUGUCCAGUUCCACAGUAAUAUGGUUGCACAAUCAUGGUUUUCAAGAACAGUCAGACCAAUUUUUAAGUCCGAAGUUUCCUCAAUGGGAUUUAAAUCAAACUGGUCUGACUGAGUGCUAUUAUUUUUCUGGGUCUGUCAGAAAUUCAGUAGGGUCAUCAUGGCCACCAUCUCGUAAAAGGCUUUUUAAAAUAUAUCAAGUUCCUUUGGUGCCAUUGAGCUAAAAUUUUGUGGGAAGGUUACAAAGAUGAAAUUAAGAAUGUGCUAUUGUUUUGCAACGUUAACUACUAAAAUUCAGGUUUUGUUUUUAAUCAUUUAAUAAUUCUUUCCACUAGCACUGCUGCUAUUAUUAGUUAUUUAUGGAUCUUAUUUGACAAAUGGUCAUUAGGGCCACAGGCCUUUCAUUUGUAUAUAUACAAUGUAGUAUAUAUAUAUACAAUGUAGUACAUUUUCAUAGACACCCAGCUAUGUAAUAGCUCGUACUU
Ylistrum balloti is the source of this 4874-nucleotide messenger RNA. RefSeq lists its product as uncharacterized. The record is from RefSeq and is a predicted model, not a curated record. The transcript is spliced from 15 exons. The coding region runs from base 1 to 4131 and encodes 1376 amino acids. Gene Ontology annotation, biological process: Notch signaling pathway; protein ubiquitination. Lineage: Eukaryota; Metazoa; Mollusca; Bivalvia; Pectinida; Pectinidae.